Acanthopagrus latus (yellowfin seabream) is the source of this 1144-nucleotide messenger RNA. RefSeq lists its product as uncharacterized. Bases 256 to 1044 code for a protein of 262 amino acids. The record is from RefSeq and is a predicted model, not a curated record. The transcript has 7 exons. NCBI's taxonomy places the organism in Eukaryota, Metazoa, Chordata, Actinopteri, Spariformes, Sparidae.
UACAGUACAGUAGCCUACACACCCCUCCUUGACCUCAUUUCAUUCUGACAAGAUUUUUUUUUUUUUUUUUUUUUUAAAUGAAAUGAUUCUACAUUUGAUUUAAUUACGACACCGUCAGCAAUGUUCAACAGAUCCACUGGACUUUACCUCUAACGGGGACUCCGAUGCAACAAUUGGGUGCUGUCAUGGCAACUGUGUAUGUCUGCAUGCUUGGGUGCGUGAACACACUGCUAUGGACAGAUAAAGAGCAGUGAUAUGGAGACACCAGGGCAUCUGCACACUGCGAGGCCCGGGACACAUCUGGCAUAUCUACCACUGCUUCCCACCACAAAUAAAUAUCUGCAGCGGAAAUGGGACAAAGCUGCAUAUGAUUUACACAGAACAGCGGUGAAGUCAGCAAAACCAACAAUUGACACAACUCCACCAAAGAUGUAUGCUCACCUGGCUCUCAAUCUGAAGAAACUUCAGAUUGACGCUGAAAGGACAAUAAAGAUUCAGAGGGAAAAUGAACUGAAUCUGGAGAAAAUAAACCACAUCAUGAGGACAACUGGAGAGGUUGACAACAGGCGAUACUAUGACAGAAAAAGCCUUGGCAAGGAGAGGCGGCAGCAGGAGUUGCUCCACAUUACCAAGGAGAAUCAAAUGAUCCAGUUCCGCCUGAGUCACUGCAGGUCUCACUAUGGUGUGAGGAACUUGCAUGAGGACUGGCUCAAAACUUUCAAGGUGAUGACCAGGAUUGCACAUUACCCACGAAGAUCAGCAAAUCAGCUAAAGGGACAAAAAAACCCAACCUCGUCAAAAAGUGCAGCGACUGUGAUGAAGAGAAAAAGAUCAACGUUUCACAAACACAGCACCUCAAGCAACAAGGCCGACGGCAAAGCAGAGUCUGGGAAAACUGUUAGGAGGGGAGAAACCAGCACAACAGAGAGUACAGGAAGAGAGAAACAGCAGGACAUAGCUCCUGAACCAAAUCUACCUGAGAAAUCCAUCUCACCUGGUACACCUGAGAAACCUGGUUCUUCUGACACCGACGAUGGCAGAUAACAAUUCCUCACCCGGAUCUGACCAACAUCCCUCAUCCACCUAACACACUGAAGCAUGAGAUUGCUGAUUAAAAAAAAUGCAAAUAAAUUGUUUGUUUUAA